AUGAUCUUUUCAAAGAGCAUCUUCCUGGCUUUGUCCACCAUUGCCGGUGUUCUGGCGCUGCCAGGCGACUACCACGACAAACGCCAAACCAUUACCACCAGCCAAACAGGAACCAACAAUGGCUACUACUACUCUUUCUGGACCAACGGUGGUGGUACCGUUGAUUAUACCAAUGGUGCGGGUGGUGAGUAUAGCGUGAGCUGGACCAACUGCGGAGACUUUACUUCCGGCAAAGGCUGGAGCACUGGAAGCGCCCGGAACAUCAACUUCUCCGGUUCAUUCAACCCAUCUGGAAACGCAUAUCUCUCCGUCUACGGCUGGACUACUGGUCCACUCGUCGAGUACUACAUCAUGGAAAACUACGGCACGUACAACCCAGGCAGCUCUAUGACCUACAAGGGUACUGUCACCAGUGAUGGCUCAGUGUAUGAUAUCUACGAGCACCAGCAGGUCAACCAGCCCUCUAUCUCCGGCACGGCAACUUUCAACCAGUACUGGUCCAUUCGCCGAAACAAGAGAUCCAGCGGUACUGUGACCACUGCCAACCACUUCAAAGCUUGGGCUGCGCUUGGCAUGAACUUGGGUAGCUUCAAUUACCAGAUUGUGUCUACCGAAGGAUACGAGAGCAGCGGAUCUGCAGCCAUUACCGUCUCCUAG
This is a messenger RNA of Penicillium maclennaniae, 657 nucleotides long. Its product is annotated as glycoside hydrolase family 11 protein. Gene Ontology annotation, biological process: xylan catabolic process. Gene Ontology annotation, molecular function: hydrolase activity, hydrolyzing O-glycosyl compounds. Lineage: Eukaryota; Fungi; Ascomycota; Eurotiomycetes; Eurotiales; Aspergillaceae. The record is from RefSeq and is a predicted model, not a curated record. The transcript is spliced from 2 exons. Bases 1 to 657 code for a protein of 218 amino acids.